UUGACAGCGACAGCGUUGUUUAGGAGACAAACAAGGACGUGUUGGAGGGGACUAUUUUUCUCUCCUCGUUCCUCCCGAUCUCGCACUGACAGUUUCUCAACGCACCUAGAUUUCUGACGAUAUGGCGGCUUCAGAUCGGGCUGUCUACUGUAAGUCUGAUGAGUAAUCCCCCCCCUGGUCCUGUCCUCCAUUGUGGUCGACAUGGCGAGCCACUACCGGCCGCCGUCCCCCCUGGAGGAUUCGGUGCUGGGCAGCCCGGUGUGUGGGGACUUCCUUGGGGGCAUGGAGGAGCUGCAGGACAUCCCCCAGUCCAUCGACGGUGACGCCCUCAGCUCCUUGGACGUCCCCGAGUACCAGUCCCAGUCGAGUAACGGCUCGGAAGGAUCCACCGUUCUAGAUGCUCUGACCCCAGCAUCCAGCCCGUCGUCAGGGGGGUAUGGGGCGGCUGCAGGGCUGGAGGAGUUCUCCUCCACCUCUCUCAACCUGGAGUGUCGGGUGUGUGCCGACCGCGCCUCCGGAUACCACUACGGAGUUCACGCCUGUGAGGGCUGCAAGGGUUUCUUUCGGCGGACCAUCCGCCUGAAGCUGGAAUAUGACAAGUGUGAGCGUCGCUGUAAGAUACAGAAGAAGAACCGGAACAAGUGCCAAUACUGCCGCUUCCAGAAGUGCCUGUCUGUGGGCAUGUCUCACAAUGCGAUCCGUUUUGGUCGGAUGCCCCAGUCUGAGAAGCUGAAGCUGAAGGCAGAGAUCCUGACGGGUGACAGGGACGUGGAGGACCCCCAGCAGGCCGACCAGAAGACUUUGGCCAGGCACAUUUAUGAGGCCUACCUCAAGAACUUCAACAUGAACAAGGCCAAAGCCCGCACCAUCCUCACUGGCAAGACGAGCACUCCACCCUUCGUCAUCCAUGACAUGGAGACCCUCCAGCUGGCAGAGCAGACCCUGGUGGCUAAGAUGGUGGGCACGGCCGGAGGCCAUCUGCUUGAGAAGGAGGCUGAGGUCCGCAUCUUCCACUGCUGCCAGUGCACCUCCGUAGAGACGGUCACAGAGCUAACCGAGUUCGCCAAGUCUGUCCCCGGCUUCUCCAGCCUGGACCUGAACGACCAGGUGACUCUGCUGAAGUACGGUGUGUACGAGGCACUGUUCGCCCUGCUGGCAUCGUGUAUGAACAAGGACGGCCUCCUGGUGGCCUACGGAUCGGGUUUCAUCACCAGGGAGUUCCUCAAGAGUCUGAGGAGGCCCUUCAGCGACAUGAUGGAGCCAAAGUUUCAGUUCGCCAUGAAGUUCAACGGGCUGGAGCUGGAUGACAGUGACCUGGCUCUGUUUGUGGCUGCCAUCAUCUGCUGUGGAGACCGCCCUGGCCUGGUGAAUGUGACCCACAUCGAGUGCAUGCAGGAGAACAUUGUUCAGGUGCUGCAGCUCCACCUGCUGGCCAACCACCCAGACGACACCUUCCUCUUCCCCAAUCUGCUGCAGAAACUUGCCGACCUCCGUCAACUGGUCACCGAGCACGCGCAGUUGGUCCAGGAGAUCAAGAAGACAGAGGACACGUCACUCCACCCCCUGCUGCAGGAGAUCUAUAGGGACAUGUACUGAGAUAUUGAGCCCAGGGAGAAGGGCUGGGGGCUGAGAACACACACCUCACCCUCCAUUUUGGGGACAUGUACUGAGCCUAGAAAGGAGGUGGUCUGCCAUUUUGGGGACGCAGGCGUGAACAGUCCCACGGUGAUAGGGUUGAACCACUGAACCCCCAGAUACAGGGUUGCGCGUGUUUCUCAGCAGCGAGAGUAUUGGUGUUUAUGAGGCCCAGACAUCACAGGACAAGACAGAACUACAGGACACUAUUCUGGGGCACCUGCAGCUGGGUCCACUACUCCUACAUGGACCUAUAGGGCCGUAUUACGUGUGUGGAGAGGCAGUGUGGGGCUGAAUUGAGUCUCCUGUCCUAUCCUAGUGUUUAUCCUAAUGCAGUUCCCAGCGAGAGAACAUGUAUCGGGCUGGAGUACACAGAUCAAAUAAUACAUUUCUGUUUUGGGUAAGAAAGAUUCAGUCAGACUCUAACCGGCAGAAUCCCUGCUUAGGUACACGCUUAAAGGGGCCUACACUGAGCCGUACUCCGGCACUAGAGUGAAGAACAGCAGAACUUACUCUUCAGAACACCACUCCAGCGGUAUGUUUAUAACUAUGCCUUUGUGUACCGAACGUGAGAGCGAGAGGAAAGAAUGAUAGUGAUGCCCACCUACUUUGCAGUAAAGACACCCAAGUGACUUCAAUGCCGACUACAGAUUUUGGAUGUGAGUGACUGUGUCUCACAGCAAGGCAGCUUUUUCAGUGAUUGGCUGUGCUCCCCCAGUGAAGUACAGAUGUAGGUUCUUUAUUUGAGAUGGUUUUGCUACAGCAGGAUAGUACUUCUGCAGCAACAGGAAAUGUGAAUUAUAAUUCAUGGACAUUUUCUGUCGGGGUUGAUACCUUUUCCGUUAGUGCAAGUCUGAAAUGUAAAAGGAGAAAUUGCUAACGCUAGAAACCUUUUGCCCUACACGUUUGCAUUUCCUGCUGUGCAGGAAAAUUCUCAGUGACUAAAAGAGUGAUUUAAGAUCCUACAUCUGUCAUGGGAUUGCAUGGUCAGUUUCCUAAUGCACCAUACUGUACCAGACUAUUGUCCCUCAGAUGCAGUUGCAGCGGCUCAAAAUCCAACUCACAGGACAAGUAAAUGUAACAGAUUGCUUCAUUCAUUUUGGGAAAGCUCUCCUGUGCCUUAUCAAAUUCUUUCACCUGCUUAGGCGAUAACAAAUCAUGUAUUAUCAAUGGGAUUCCUCUAGCCAUUGAUUUAACAUGGUCACGUUCACUUAUGUUAUCAUGGAUGAGGCUAAAGAGUUUCAGUAAUUGCUCCCUCUUUGUCUCUCUGAAUAUUCUGUCCUUUGCUAUUUUCGACAGACAGACACACUCUUGGCCUCAACAGGCCUCCGUUGUUCCAACAUCAGUUUACUCUUCAGUCAUUCUACAGAGAAUUAUUCCCCAUGUGCUGUAUAGGGAUGGUUUCCACGUCCCUUACCAUUACCUCUCCUAUCUAGACCAAACUCUAACAGGGAGGCUUUGGUGCGCAUUAUAUUCAUUUCAUAAAACCAAUGUGAAUCUAAAUUAACUUUAACUAAUUUUUUUCAGUACUUUCACAAACAAAGGCAAACAAACUACCAUGUCAAUAGUGUUUCCCCCACCCUUCAGAACAUGGCUCUAUCAGGACAUUUUGUUUGGAAGUAGUUUGAUUUUCUUCAUAACAGACAUUCAGAAAAGACCACUGUCAGAGAUUCACUAUGUAAAUGCACCCACAAUGCAACACUAAAGCACAAGUAUGCUUCCGAGAUGUGAUAUGAGUCUAUGUGGUAUACUGUAACUCCGUAAUUAUGCCUUUUUGAGAAAAAAACACAAAUAUUUGGCACUCCAUCUUGUUUUACGUUCUGGUAUUAAAGGUCUAAUCCAACCUUUAAACUACAUUAAAACCUUAACACAUGCAGAUUGAGAGCAGGUUUACCACAUUUUAAGCAAUUUUAAGCAAUACCAGAAAGCCUGUUCUUUUACUCUCUCACUCAUAUUAUCACCCCCAUUACACAUAUCUGACUUACUCAAUCAUCUCUCUCUCUCUUACUCUCUCUUCUCUCCCUUUCUUGCUCUCUCUCUGUCACAGUGCCUCGUUUGGCUUGGUCCUCUUUCUUGCCCCAUAGAUUGAGGGCCCGAUUCAAUCUGUGGCGUGGAAGAUCUGCGUUGCAGCUCAGAUGACAUUUAAAGUUAAUUUCCGAUAGAGCCGACAAAUGCAGCGUUUAGUGUGAAUGCAAUCUCUGCAAACGCGGUAACAUUGCCUUUAAAUGUUAGAUCUUCCGAGCCCUUAGGUUCAGGGAAAUAUGCAACGCAACGAUGAUACUUUCUUUUGGAUUGAUGACAGAUGACCAUUGUUGCGCUCUCUUUUUCUUACAAAAUAGAAUAGCAAACAUUUCAACUCUGACUGGUAUAAUAUGGAAUGUCAACUAACCCAGCUCUCUCCGUGAUUUGAAAUAUUAAUGGAUGACAACUUACACCUGAAUGUUACAAUCUAGUAGAGAUGACACACUAAAACUGCUUCAUCAAACCAGCCAUCGAUCCCUCACAGAGCUAAUGGGAAUGCUGCAAAAGCAUAAUGAAAUAAUCAUUCACGUGUGCAUGUUUGUCUGACGGAAGUACGUUCUUAAGUGCAUUUUCUGUGAGGGAAUGUUUUUUUGUUCUUUGCUUACCGUACCAAAUUCUCAUCUGAAUCCAUAAAUCAAUGAUUUGGUUUCAUGUAAUGGACCUAGAUUCACUCGCUGCACCACAUUGUAUAAAUGCUUUGUACAUAGAUUCAGUGAUUAUGUGAUUGCUUGCCCCAACUAUAACUGGAGGUUUACAAGAUAUGAACUAAUAUUGGAUAUGUUUUGUAUUCCUCUUUGUCUGGUAAAUACUUUUCAAUGUUUUCAAUUGUACAGAAAUGCAGGUAUGUGUUUUGCUUAAAAGCCAAAUCCACACCCAAAAAUAUUUUGGUAUUUAUUUCAGUAGUCCACUGUCCACGAAAUGUAUUGCAUGUCAGCAGUGAAGUUUUUAAAAUAUAGGAUUUUCAGGAAGCAAAGUGUUUGCAUCAUAUGAUGCAUUUUGUAUCAUUAUGAUGAUGUGGCAAGUGACACUUUGCUUCUUGGAAGUCCAAUAUCUUGGAAAUUUGACUGCCAACAUGGACUAAUGAAAAAAAGACCACAAUAUCGAUUUGGGGGAUUUUUUCUUUUAAGCCCUACCUAAUUUGACCAUGUUAUAAUUGAGUUGGAUCUUAUUUUUAUACUAAAGCUAAAGCAUAUUUGUGAGUAGAUCGGAAAUUGUUCUGUUGAAGAGUGCAAUGUAAAUAGAGUAACUAAGAGUAACUAAGAGUAACUAAGUAACUGGUGAUAUAACCAUAGAUUUGAUUCCCAAUGGGGACAUUCCUUUUGUUAAUUCCCACACUAUAGAGGGAGAGUUAACAUGUUAUGUACAGUGUGUGCUGUGCUUAGCUUUAGGGAUACUAAAAGCACUCAUAGUUAAUAUCAAGACUUGACCGUGAAACCUGCUAUGGGUUAUUGGCACUACUUUUUCACUAGACAACGUGAUCUGGAUAUAAUCUUUGUCUUGAACAGACAAAAGUAAAUACUUAGCGUUAAGACUGGUAAUAAUACAGUACUUACAAGUCUCCUUCUACGUUGUCAUCUCAGGUUGAAGAUUAAAUAGUAGAGGAGAUGUUUAGGGCGUAGUUUCACGAUUCACAACAUAAAUGCUCCAUAAUUGCCUCUCCGUGUACUUCAAACCAAGCGGUUUUGUCGUUUUUGUGGCCCUAUUAUAUCCCUUCUCUGUAUUGAUGAAUAUAUACGACAUUAUGCACUCAUAACUUGUCCACUUAGACACAAUGCACAGCGAUUUCAUAACAGUCAAAUGCAGUUGAAGAAAAAUGCAGUAAUAAGAUGCAGUAUAUUGUUGAUUAACACGCUCCCAUUGUAUCAAGCUUUUUGUCCGCUUCCUUUCUCCUCCUCGCUCACUGCUAUGUUCUAACUUAACCAUAAUCCUGCCAUAUGUUAGAGGGCUGAAUUUCAAGCUGCCUGUAGUGGUAGUUCUAUAGUAUGUAUUCCUCGGGAAUGUCAGGCCUCCAUAGAAUGCAACAAUGCUUUAAUCCACUGCCACCUGGAUCUAGAUUCUAGAAUCGCCAGGUGAACUGAACACAUUAGGGAUUAAACACAACCCGUGCCUUAACCCAUGCCAUAGAACAUUAGACACAAUACAGUAUAGCCCUAAAGAUGCACACAGGUCUGUGUCACCAAGGUGCUGGUAUGGAUGUGACACUACACAGUACAGAGAUACACAAAGAGAGGAUAUGACAUAGUGACAGAAUUAGGGAAGGUAUCAGAAUUGUGAUAGGCAGACAGAUUAUUGUUGAAUCUGUGGAACACAAUGACUGUUUGGAAUCACGAUCUUCCAAAUGAGAGAGAUCUCUGUCUUGCAAUAGUGAAAAUACAAAACAAGGUAAAAUAAUGGUUCAAAUAUUAGAGAUUUCUGCUACCCUUAGUGAUUAUUUUGUGUUGAAUUGUCAAGCAACUUUUUACAAGUAUCAGGGAAAAUGUUGUCUUCCUUAGGUUGUCGUAGUUUAGGACAUAGCGGGGGACUCUUCUUCUUGUUGAGUUUAUAGGGCACUGCCAUACAGCACACAAAUAAUAAUAGCAAUAAUAAUAACAAAUAAAUAAAACUAUAUAGAAAUGACGAGGGCAUCAGAUAUAGGAAAUACAAUUUUGAUUCUGUAUUCAUUUACUAAAUGUCAUGGAGUUGAUGCAGUGUUUAUGUGUUGAUGCAGGUUUAUGUGUACUGUGGCUUUGUAUCAAUACUGUAAAUGUUUGACAAAUGUACUGUAUAUCUUAGUCAUUUAAACAAUAAACAAGUUGACUUUGAAUGGACUUUAAAAUAAAAUUAUUUUAAAA
Molecule: messenger RNA, 6488 nt
Organism: Oncorhynchus masou masou (cherry salmon)
Lineage: Eukaryota; Metazoa; Chordata; Actinopteri; Salmoniformes; Salmonidae
Product: peroxisome proliferator-activated receptor alpha-like
Exons: 7
Coding region: 202-1596 (464 amino acids)
Biological process (GO): negative regulation of inflammatory response; cell differentiation; fatty acid metabolic process
Cellular component (GO): nucleus
Molecular function (GO): nuclear receptor activity; DNA-binding transcription repressor activity, RNA polymerase II-specific; RNA polymerase II cis-regulatory region sequence-specific DNA binding
Source: RefSeq, a predicted model, not a curated record